UAUCUCCGAGUUCAGAGGGUAAUGGUUGGAUGAAGAUGGCUGUCGGCAAACGGAGGUGUUGGCAGUAAGCGAAAUGACUCACAGAACUAGACUCGUGUUUAGCCAUCAUUACUGGACUUGAAAUGCAGAGCUAUAUGCAUUUCUGAUAAUUAUUAUAUUUUGACAUUUUUGUCGAGGAGGGCUGCAUAAUGGUGCACGUGUACGAGUUCAUGUGGCGGGUUUUGCAUGUCCUUCUCCACAUUCAUAGAACGUUUAUCACUUUGUUCCGAAUCCGUCUUCGCAAUUGGAAUGGGCAGCUAUGGUCACGAGCCUUAGCGGCGCUUCUUGUGCCGAUAGCUCUCUCGUUUCCCAAACAGAAAAAGCUCGUUCCUGCACCCGGUAAACUCGUUGGUCGUCGGUAUCGCUGGAGGGCGGAUGGGAAAUCCCUGGAGAAGCUGCCUGACCACAUCGGCUUGUUGAUAGCGGAAGAAGAGCCGAGAUACACAGACAUUGCCAACCUUGUCGUGUGGUGCAUGGCAGUCGGCAUAUCGUAUAUCAGUGUGUACGAUAAUCACGGUGUGUUCAGGAGGAACAACUCCAGGCUGAUGGAGGAGAUCCUGAAGCAGCAGCAGGAGCUCCUGGGUCUGGAAGGCUCCAAGCAGCACUCUGUAGAGUUCCUCAGCAAUGGCCCUGACAAACAGGACCAUCAAGUGCUGUCGUGUCAGUCCGUGGUGAAGGUGCUGUCUCCAGACGAUGGGAAGCUGAGAAUCGUCCAGGCAGCACAGGAGCUGUGUCGAGCUGUGGAACAGAUGGAGAAGACAGCCAAAGACAUCAACGUCACUGUGCUUGACUCUCUACUCAGAGAGUCGAAGACUACACCAGAUCCUGACCUGGUUCUGAAGUUUGGCCCAGUAGAAAGCACCCUGGGGUUCCUGCCCUGGCACAUCAGACUGACAGAGUUCAUCUCCUUACCCUCCCACGUGGAUGUCUCCUAUGAGGACUUAUUCAGCGCCCUUCAGCACUACGCCUCCUGUGAGCAGCGGCUGGGGAAGUGAGUGAUUGGCCAGGCCCCCUUCAGAGGAAGGGGAACGACAGGGCUGGGUUAGGAGCUGCCCUUGCCCCUCCUCCCGGGUCUCUGUUUACAGUGCAGGCACUAGAGAACAAGCAGACAGCGUACCGCCACAUCGAAUCGCAUCUCCACCACCACUCACUGUCUGUUUUUCUGCUCAUCUGGCUCGCCAGGCCGCCUCUGUGAGGCGUGCUGGGUAGUACGGGCCCUGCCAAGGUAGCGUCACGCACUGAACAUCUACCCCCGCGUCAGUCGGAUUAACGAGGAACCAACAUCACCUGAAGGACAUGGUUAGCAGUAUGGUAUAAAUCUAGUUUAGCUUCGCUUCUCUCGCUGUUUGCUCUAGAUCCUGCUGUGCCCCUGAGGUAUGGCUGAGGAUGACGUUCUGCUGCUCUGAAGGGUGCGAUGUGUUGAGAGGGAUGUGUGAGGCUAAAUGUUUAGUGCUGAACAACAUUCCUCCACAUAGCUCAUCAGGAGGUCUCUCUAUCUCUGACUACGUUGGGGACCUCCUUGGGGGUUUGAAUGGAAAUUAACUUUAUGUAAGUGUGCUUCAAAUGUAGCGCUUGAUCAGUGUGGUACGAGAGGCUUUGGAACGAGAGCUCUGUAAUCCAUGACUAUACUCUGCACAUGAUGUGAAGGAUGCCCGACUACAUGGUUGUACUUCUAAGUCUUUAUUCCAAGUUACUAUUGGUGGACUGUGUCUGCUUGUGUACGUGUGUGAAGCUCAGCCGGCAUGUCACACUUAACCUACACUAAAUCCAAUCUUUGCAAUCCAGUGGGAAGAAAGAGAAAGCAGUUGUCUGUAUACAAUGUGACCAUCACUACUCUUUCUAUUGCUCCGUCCAUAACGUGAAGAUGAUUGCAUAUUGAACGUCCCCGUAAGAAUCCGCAGUGCUGCCUCCGUUUGUUCAUCCAUGUGAAGAUCAACUAACUCUUGUCUGAAAGUGUUGUUGGUCUGCUAUUUCCUUAUCUCAUGAACUCUUUUUAAAACCCAGAUUCAGUGUUUUCUUUCUCUCUGGUUAGAUGGCAUACAGUAGUAUUUUCACCAUCAUGCUAACUUUUAAUACCAAUGGGACCCAAUCCUUCACUAGCUAAGGCGCCAGCGGUUGAGUUGUCAUUGGAAGGUUUGGUGGGUUGUUCCACAUGGAGCCUGUCGGUUUAAAUGAUCAAUAAAUGUUACUGAAAACCCAA
This is a messenger RNA of Oncorhynchus gorbuscha (pink salmon), 2239 nucleotides long. RefSeq names its product NUS1 dehydrodolichyl diphosphate synthase subunit (gene nus1). Gene Ontology annotation, molecular function: ditrans,polycis-polyprenyl diphosphate synthase [(2E,6E)-farnesyl diphosphate specific] activity. NCBI's taxonomy places the organism in Eukaryota, Metazoa, Chordata, Actinopteri, Salmoniformes, Salmonidae. Gene Ontology annotation, cellular component: endoplasmic reticulum membrane; dehydrodolichyl diphosphate synthase complex. The transcript has 5 exons. The record is from RefSeq and is a predicted model, not a curated record. Bases 189 to 1034 code for a protein of 281 amino acids.